GCCUGUAAUGCGGUAACUUCCAGUGACGUAACACGUUGUGUAACUUCCUGUACACGCAGGGUCCGUUCCGCAAAUCGUCCGCUGUUCUGGUUAAGAAGGCCAAAUAGCGACAAUUAGCUUCAAGGACAUCAUGGCUGCAACACUGCGUUUACUCUUCUCUGUGUCAAGGCCAGGCACUUUUGUGACCAGCCAGAGUCUAGUGAGAUCCUUCAGUGUCUCUACACAAAGGGAAGGAUUCAAGUAUGUGAACGCCCAGGAGAUUCCUACAGACAUGAAGUCCAUCACAGACCGAGCUGCUCAGACGCUGCUGUGGACAGAGCUCUUCAGAGGUCUGGGCAUGACGAUGAGCUACCUGUUCAGAGAGCCCGCCACCAUCAACUACCCAUUUGAGAAGGGGCCGCUGUCGCCCCGCUUCAGAGGAGAGCACGCCCUGCGCAGGUAUCCCUCAGGAGAGGAGCGCUGUAUUGCCUGCAAGCUGUGUGAAGCUAUCUGCCCUGCCCAGGCCAUCUCCAUUGAAGCUGAGACUCGAGCUGACGGCAGCAGGAGGACAACUCGCUACGACAUCGACAUGACCAAAUGCAUCUACUGUGGCUUCUGUCAGGAGGCGUGUCCUGUGGACGCCAUCGUAGAGGGCCCUAACUUUGAGUUUUCCACUGAGACCCAUGAAGAGCUGCUCUACAACAAGGAGAAGCUCCUCAACAACGGAGACAAGUGGGAAGCAGAGAUAGCCGCCAACAUACAAGCUGAUUACCUUUACCGAUAGUCACCACACACACACACACACACACACACACACACACACACAGUUAGCACAUACCAACAUAACCUCUGUGACACAUACGUCCAAACUGUACAUACUGUAAGAAGACAGGCGCAGCUGUGAUGGAUGUUCUUCAGGGUUGGAUUUCUUUUGUUUCAGACUUCAGCGUCAUCCUCUUCUGAUCAGAUGAUUUUACUUUGACAUGUUUCUGAUUUUUACCAUGGUAUUGUCUGGAAGACAUAUUUAUUGUAGGAAAGUGAAUACUACACUGGCUGUCUGUGUGCCAGCUGUGUGGUUAUCCACUGAGGACCAUGUGGUUGUGUCUGCGCAGUCCGACUUGACGAACGCACACAGUGUGAGUCAUGCUGUGACAGUAUUGGUGCUGUGACAGACUUCCUCCUGGUUUGAUCCUGAUGCCCCAUAGAAGUGCAUGUGGAUUAUUGUUAUUAUCUUGGAUGUUAGUCAGUUUUAUGGUCUUGACGCUGUUUCCACCCCACCUCACUCAAAUAAUAAAGUUCUGGGAGAAACUCUGAAUGUGAAGGAUUCUUCAAUUCUGCCUGAGGUAUUUAUAUUGCAGUGAAAAAUGAGCCCACAUUGAGUAAAAAUGUGAUGAGUGGUAAAAACGCAGAGAAACUGCUUGGGGUUUUUGCAGACUGAUAUCGAACAAAGAAUGUACAUGCACUUUUAUAGAGAAAAGAACAAAGGCAGCAGUCAGGGUGUGUGCAUGUACAAUUCUGGGUGCCAUCGAAUCUGUCAAAGUGUCAGGAGAAGCAGCUGCAUCUUCAAGGACAAGCAACUACUGAGUUCGUACCAGACAGUAGCAUAUGUGUGAGGACAGCUUUGUGCUCUAGGUCAUACAAAGCCAGACCUACAAAGUGCAAAAUAUGAUUUUUCUAUAACAGUUUUUAAUCAUGGGAAUUUAGACAGUUCUCCUGUGGUGCAUUAUCAUUUGACCUUGUGUGAAGUACAAAAAUUACAUAACUAUAAAUAAAUAAAUAUAUAUAGAAAUAA
This is a messenger RNA of Seriola aureovittata, 1771 nucleotides long. RefSeq names its product NADH:ubiquinone oxidoreductase core subunit S8a (gene ndufs8a). Gene Ontology annotation, biological process: mitochondrial electron transport, NADH to ubiquinone; mitochondrial respiratory chain complex I assembly. Gene Ontology annotation, molecular function: NADH dehydrogenase activity; 4 iron, 4 sulfur cluster binding. Gene Ontology annotation, cellular component: membrane. The coding region runs from base 131 to 763 and encodes 210 amino acids. NCBI's taxonomy places the organism in Eukaryota, Metazoa, Chordata, Actinopteri, Carangiformes, Carangidae. The transcript is spliced from 8 exons. The record is from RefSeq and is a predicted model, not a curated record.